UCUCCCUCUCCAUCUCUCCCUUUCUCGAUCUCUGUGCUGGCCCCUCUCUCUCGCUCGCUCACCUCUGCUCCUCCCCUUUCCGUCGCGUCCGCUCCUCCCCUCCUCCAUCACCUCCCUCCCGUCUCUCCCCUCCCGCGGACUCCACCGCUGCCGCCUCCCUCUACCGCUGCCACGGUGCCACCUCCCAGGACUGAAGAUUCAGAUUUACCUGUUACUCAAACUUCUUUUGAGUUCUAUAAUUAUUAAGCUGAUAUAUGGAUAUGAUUUACUACAGAGCAAUAUAUAGACAGCUUUGAUAAAAAAUUUACUUCUUGGUGUCAAGAUUUUGCAAUAUUCAUCUUAACUUCUGUUUCUUUUAAUUCUACUUAUCGUGCCUUCACCCUCCACCGGUAAACAUGCAAAAUGAUGAGCAUCCUAGCAAUUCUGAAACCCUUUUCCCUGUCGCCCGAUCAAGUACAUCCUUUCCUCAUUCUGAACCUCAGACAGUUGCUACUAAUCAAUCUGAUUCGUCAUGUGCAUCUCAAGAUGUUUUACUAAGUUCCUCUCAGUCUGCUGAGGUUGCCACUGAUGAAGGGUUGGCAAAGGAAAACCAGAGUGUCAGUGGAUUGAGCAUUGGGGAUGCUAAAAAUAUUGACUCUGCCAUCCAACAUGCUGUGCUCCAGGAGCAAGAAAUCAGCACUCAGCAAAUUAUACAUAAUCAAAGACAAGCAAAAGGUCUAGCAGGAGCUCAAGAAGAUAGCACCGACAUACUUUCUGGGCGUCAUGAUCCCCAUGCACUAAAGGAGCAUCUACUAAAGAUAACGACCAGUCAUCGUGCGGAGAUGGCUAGCAAAAGGGGAAAGCUUAAUCAGCAUGACAAUGGCAAUGUAGAAAUUGGUAAUGGCUAUGGUGUACCAGGAGGUGGUGCUUACUAUUCCUCAGUGCCAUUAACCGUCCAAUCCACUACAGAAAACGUUCAUGAAGAGAAAACUGCUAAAGAGAUACCUGACUAUUUGAAGCAAAGGUUAAAAGCAAGGGGAAUUCUUAAAGAUGAGAAAGCGGUUAGCAACUGUCCAGCAGCUGAUAAUAAUUCUGAUAAUGAUCAUACCACAAAUGUUCGCAAGUUGCCUCCUGGUUGGGUCGAAGCAAUGGAUCCUGCUAGUGGAUCUUCAUAUUAUUACAGUGAGAAUACUGGCGAAAGCCAGUGGGAGUACCCAAUGCAAAGUGCUACUCAUGUGGAAGACCUUGUUUCGUCAUCCUUUCCAGAUUGGGAAGAAGCAAUUGAUGCUUUGACAGGAGUAAAGUACUAUUACAAUACAAAAACACUGGCAACACAAUGGGAGCCUCCACAUGCCACAGCACAAGUUAUUUCAUCUAAUGCUCUACCCAAUACUGCACAACGUGAAGCUAAUGUUACUGUUUAUCUCGAGCAAACUCAUCUGAAGAGAUGCUUAGGGUGUGGCGGAUGGGGACUUGGGCUAGUUCAGUCAUGGGGCUAUUGCAAUCAUUGCACACGGAUUCAAAAUCUUCCGUUUCAACAAUAUCCAUCUUCUGGUGUGAAUGGUCAGCACCAAGCAAGCAAUAUUAACUUAUCAAAGAGCCAAGAAAAUUAUGCUGGAAAAAACAGAUCAACCUUGAAACCCCCACCUGCAAGAGGAGGCAAUAGAAGAGACAACAAGAAAAGAAUCCAUGCAGAGGACGAAGAGUUGGAUCCAAUGGAUCCAAGUUCUUACUCAGAUGCUCCACGCGGUGGCUGGGCUGUUGGCUUAAAAGGGGUACAACCGCGAGCAGCUGAUACAACUGCCACUGGUCCUCUGUUUCAACAGCGGCCUUAUCCUUCUCCAGGAGCGGUGCUGCGAAAGAAUGCGGAGAUAGCGGCCCAGACAAAGAAACAUGGUUCACACAGUGAUAUGGCUCCAAUCUCUAAAAGAGGGGACGGCAGCGAUGGACUUGGGGAUGCAGAUUAACAAGUAUUCCAUUUGAGUUUUGGCUUGUUCCUCUUGAAGAGCUCAUCUGAUACUAUUAACUGGGAAUCUUGAAAAGAUAAGAAGUUUGAUCUGUCAUCCUCUUUCAGGUCUGGCUACUGUAUUUGGAAGGUGUGUCAAGUGAGGCUUAAAAAUCGUAUACGGUAGUUUAGAUGGAUAAAUCGUCUGAUAUGAUCGGCAUGAAAAGUAGCUACUAACUGGGAUCUGCACAUAGUGGUAGUCUCUUUGGAUUGAUUUGGAUGGACCCUGAUGAUGUCGAGAAAUGCCAACUGUUGUUCAUAUGUGUUUUUCUCAUUAUAAGUUUUAAUGUAAACAGUUUGCAUGUUCAGACGGUUGUGUAUUGUACACUAAUAUUUUUUUGGGUUAUAGUCAAUUGUUAAUUAUAGUAUUUAGGUUUUUUGCAUUGCUUUUUACGGGGCUAAAACAGGAUAGGAAAAAAAAAAUGCUUUUUCUUGUUUAUCACCCAUCAUUUUCUUGAAUUAGCUGCCUGUAGCGGGGUUUAGUGUUCAAUACUAAUCAUGAAGUUUAAAA
Messenger RNA from Ananas comosus (pineapple), 2495 nucleotides. RefSeq lists its product as uncharacterized. Gene Ontology annotation, cellular component: cytoplasm; nuclear body. The coding region runs from base 396 to 1946 and encodes 516 amino acids. NCBI's taxonomy places the organism in Eukaryota, Viridiplantae, Streptophyta, Magnoliopsida, Poales, Bromeliaceae. Gene Ontology annotation, molecular function: protein binding; ribonucleoprotein complex binding. The transcript has 15 exons. Gene Ontology annotation, biological process: alternative mRNA splicing, via spliceosome. The record is from RefSeq and is a predicted model, not a curated record.